Ailuropoda melanoleuca (giant panda) is the source of this 3493-nucleotide messenger RNA. It is a transcript of the gene SEC24C, whose product is annotated as SEC24 homolog C, COPII component. The transcript has 23 exons. NCBI's taxonomy places the organism in Eukaryota, Metazoa, Chordata, Mammalia, Carnivora, Ursidae. Gene Ontology annotation, molecular function: SNARE binding; zinc ion binding. The record is from RefSeq and is a predicted model, not a curated record. Gene Ontology annotation, biological process: COPII-coated vesicle cargo loading; endoplasmic reticulum to Golgi vesicle-mediated transport; intracellular protein transport. Gene Ontology annotation, cellular component: endoplasmic reticulum exit site; COPII vesicle coat. Bases 177 to 3467 code for a protein of 1096 amino acids.
CGUCUACUGCAGACGUGGCAGAAGGAGGGUCCGGCCCCGGGGCGUGGGGAGGAACUUCCGGGGACGACGCUCCGGCCCCCUCGGAACCGGAAGUUGGGCCUGGGAGCCCUGACGUUAGGAACGAAGUCGAACCUGGAUCUGGAGCCGGGUGAGACCAAGUUGGGGAUGCACUCAUAAUGAAUGUCAACCAGUCAGCUCCACCUGUGCCGCCAUUUGGGCAGCCCCAACCUGUCUACGCAGGGUAUCAUCAAUCCAGCUAUGGUGGGCAACCAGGGUCCACAGCCCCCCCAACUCCCUAUGGAGCCUACAAUGGCCCAGUACCAGGCUAUCAGCAAACACUUCCCCCAGGUGUGUCAAGAGCCCCACCUUCUUCAGAGGCACCUCCAGCCUCAACAGCACAGGCUCCUUGUGGCCAGGCUGCAUAUGGCCAGUUUGGCCAAGGAGAUGUACAGAAUGGGCCAAGCUCAACUGUUCAGAUGCAGAGGUUCCCUGGGUCCCAGCCUUUUGGGUCAGUCCCACUGGCCCCUGUGGUCAGCCAGCCAGCUGUGCUCCAGCCCUAUGGCCCUCCCCCGACAAGUGCACAGGUGACCGCUCAGCUGGCCGGAAUGCAGAUCAGUGGUGCUGUGGCCCCGGCCCUUCCCCCUGUGGGGCUGGGCUAUGGCCCACCAACAUCGCUGGCCUCAGCCUCAGGAAGUUUCCCCAACUCUGGUCUGUAUGGCUCCUAUCCUCAGGGCCAGGCUCCUCCCCUUAGCCAGGCCCAGGGUCAUCUUGGGGCCCAGCCUCCCCAGCGAUCUGCCCCACCACAGGCCUCCAGCUUCACGUCUCCAGCUUCAGGGGGUCCUCGGAUGCCUUCGAUGACUGGUCCACUCCUGCCUGGACAGGGUUUUGGGGGGCCCUCAGUGAGCCAGCCCAACCAUGUGUCCUCACCUCCUCCUCAAGCUCUGCCUCCUGGCACCCAAAUGACUGGGCCCCCAGGACCACCACCACCUAUGCACUCCUCCCAGCAGCCAGGCUAUCAGCUGCAACAAAAUGGUUCCUUUGGACCAGCCCGGGGCCCUCAGCCCAAUUAUGGAGGUCCCUACCCAGGAGCACCCACCUUUGGCAGUCAGCCUGGGCCUCCUCAACCGCUGCCUCCUAAGCGCCUGGAUCCUGAUGCCAUCCCAAGCCCUAUUCAGGUUAUUGAGGAUGACAGGAACAACCGGGGUUCAGAGCCAUUUGUUACUGGAGUACGGGGACAGGUGCCACCCUUAGUCACCACCAACUUCCUGGUGAAAGACCAAGGGAAUGCAAGUCCCCGAUACAUCCGAUGCACAUCCUAUAAUAUCCCUUGCACAUCUGACAUGGCUAAGCAGGCUCAGGUGCCCCUGGCAGCUGUCAUCAAGCCACUGGCAAGGCUGCCACCAGAGGAGGCUUCACCGUAUGUCGUGGACCAUGGGGAAUCUGGCCCUUUGCGCUGCAAUCGCUGCAAAGCAUACAUGUGUCCCUUCAUGCAGUUCGUUGAGGGAGGGAGGCGCUUCCAGUGCUGCUUUUGCAGUUGUAUCAAUGAUGUACCCCCCCAGUAUUUUCAACAUCUGGAUCAUACUGGCAAACGUGUGGAUGCUUAUGACCGUCCUGAGCUAUCCUUGGGCUCUUAUGAAUUCUUGGCCACUGUAGAUUACUGCAAGAACAAUAAGUUCCCCAGCCCUCCUGCCUUCAUCUUCAUGAUUGAUGUCUCCUACAAUGCCAUCAGGAGUGGUCUUGUUAGGCUCCUCUGUGAGGAGCUCAAGUCACUGUUAGACUUUCUACCUAGGGAGGGCGGAGCAGAAGAGUCAGAGAUCCGUGUUGGCUUUGUCACCUAUAAUAAGGUGCUCCACUUCUACAAUGUGAAGAGCUCAUUGGCCCAGCCACAGAUGAUGGUUGUAUCUGAUGUGGCCGACAUGUUUGUGCCACUGCUGGAUGGCUUCCUUGUCAAUGUCAGUGAGUCUCGGGCAGUCAUCACCAGCUUAUUGGAUCAGAUUCCUGAAAUGUUUGCAGACACGAGGGAGACAGAGACAGUAUUUGCCCCAGUUAUCCAGGCUGGGAUGGAGGCUCUAAAGGCUGCUGAGUGUGCAGGGAAGCUGUUUCUGUUCCAUACGUCCCUGCCCAUUGCAGAGGCCCCAGGGAAACUGAAGAACAGAGACGACAGGAAGUUGAUCAACACAGACAAGGAGAAGACUUUGUUCCAGCCUCAGACAGGUGCCUAUCAGACCCUGGCCAAAGAGUGUGUGGCCCAAGGCUGCUGUGUAGAUCUCUUCCUCUUCCCUAACCAGUAUGUGGAUGUGGCCACGCUCUCUGUUGUACCCCAGCUCACUGGUGGCUCUGUCUACAAAUACGCUUGCUUUCAGGUGGAGAAUGACCAGGAACGGUUCCUGAGUGACCUGCGUCGGGAUGUACAGAAGCUUGUUGGCUUUGAUGCUGUGAUGCGCGUUCGAACAAGCACUGGUAUCCGUGCUGUAGAUUUCUUCGGGGCUUUCUACAUGAGCAACACAACAGAUGUGGAACUGGCUGGGCUGGAUGGGGACAAGACGGUGACUGUGGAGUUCAAGCAUGACGAUCGGCUCAAUGAAGAGAGUGGAGCCCUCCUGCAGUGUGCCCUGCUCUACACCAGCUGUGCAGGGCAGCGACGGCUCCGCAUCCACAACCUGGCCCUGAACUGCUGCACCCAGCUGGCUGAUCUGUAUCGAAACUGUGAGACUGACACGCUCAUCAACUACAUGGCCAAGUUUGCAUACCGGGGGGUCCUCAAUAGCCCCGUGAAGACUGUUCGUGAUACUCUGAUCACUCAGUGUGCUCAGAUCCUGGCCUGUUACAGAAAGAACUGUGCCAGCCCCUCUUCUGCAGGACAGUUGAUCCUUCCUGAGUGCAUGAAGCUACUCCCAGUUUACCUGAACUGUGUGUUGAAGAGUGAUGUCCUGCAGCCUGGAGCUGAAGUCACUACUGAUGACCGUGCCUAUGUCCGACAGCUGGUUACUUCCAUGGAUGUGGCUGAGACCAAUGUCUUCUUUUAUCCUCGGCUUCUACCACUGACAAAAUCUCCCAUUGAGAGUGCCACUGAACCACCAGCAGUUCGAGCAUCUGAAGAGCGUCUAAGCAAUGGGGAUAUAUAUUUGCUGGAGAAUGGGCUCAACCUGUUCCUGUGGGUGGGAGCAAGUGUCCAACAAGGUGUUGUCCAGAGCCUCUUCAGUGUCUCCUCCUUCAGUCAGAUCACCAGUGGCUUGAGUGUUCUGCCAGUUCUGGAUAAUCCGCUGUCCAAGAAGGUGCGAGGCCUCAUCGAUAGCUUAAGGGCACAGAGAUCACGGUACAUGAAGCUUAUCGUGGUGAAACAGGAGGACAAGCUGGAGAUGCUGUUCAAGCAUUUCCUGGUGGAAGACAAGAGCUUGAGCGGGGGAGCAUCCUAUGUGGACUUUCUCUGUCAUAUGCACAAGGAAAUUCGGCAGCUACUGAGCUAGAGCAAGUGGGUAAAUGGCAUAGGGUG